GGAGCCGCACCGGGUGCGACGGUGCGACUCGACCUGUGCGGAGGCUGCAGGCCGGUCCGGCGGUACGCGGGCACCGCGCAGACCACCGGGGGUGGAGCCACCGAUUGCGACGCCGAACGAGCGCGGUGGGCAGCCCCUAAUAAGCUGCCCACUGGCACCAACUGCGAAGCAUGAGCGGCCUCGGCCCCCACGCCACGGAGUUCAGCCCCGCCGGACAACACGACGACUACGACGACGAUUUUGAUGACGACAGCUUCGAAGAUGACGCACCGGCACAACUGAGCCCCAUCAGCGAGGCCGUGCCGCCGAGCACGCCCAUGUCGCCGCGCGACGAGGCGUCGCUCGACGCGCGGGAAGAGUUCAUCCGACGCUGGCGCGCGAAGGAGGCCGAGGCCGACGCGGGCAUGCGCGUCGUCGAUCAAUCGAGGAAGCCCAUCGACCGUACCAGAUUGCCGCCGGCACCGGUUCCAGAGCACAUGCACAUCGAGGGCGGCGACGCCGCCGCGGCCCGCGAGGAAGCGAGGCAGCUGCGGGACCAGCUGUCGCUCAUUCGAAAGGAGUCUGUUGUGCAUCCCAAUCAGGUAGACGAGUCGCCGAGGGUGGCGCAAUUGUUGAGGGAGAAGGAGACUUUGUUGGAGGAGGUCGCGGCGCGCGACCGAACGGUAGCUUCUCUGGAAAACCAAUUGGGCGAUUCCGAGAAGAAGGUCGUGUUCUUGGAGCGGCACCUGUCGAAGCUCGACCACGCGCUUGAGUCGCUGCAUCGCGACGCCGAAUCGAAUGCUUCGGAGCACGAGGCCGACGCCGACGCGGCGUCUGCGGCGUCGCCGGUUCUAGAGAAGGAGCCGGUGCAAACGUCUGAGGUCUCUCUCGUGGCGCGCGACGAGCUUGACAUCGCGCGCGCGGCGUUGCAAGGUGCGGAAGCCAGGGAGAAGGAAGUGCGGGAUGAACGGGAUAAAGCACUCCAAAGAUGUGAACUGCUCCUGGAAGAAAAAAGGGAGCUCGAGACGAAGGUGAUCAACGCGCGCAAAAGAGCAGAAGAGGCCGUCGAGGCGAGGAUUGUGGACGCCGUGAACGCGCGCGUGAAGGGCGAGUCGACGGCCGUGGCCGACGAGCGGGUGGCGAUGCUUUCGGAAGAAUUGGAUCGCGCUCGAAGUGAUGCGGUCGUGUAUGCUGCGGCUGCAGCUAGGGACGCGGCGCGGGAUGGGGUUGAAUUAAGGGACGCGAACGACGCGCUGGAGGAGAAGCUCGAGGCGUCUUUACGGUUACAGGCCAUGGCCGAGGCCCGGGCGGAGACGGCGGCCGAGGCCCUCGAAAGUUUACGUAUGUCCAGUAGGCAGGUCAAGGAAGCGGACGAUCAGCGUAUAGAGGAGCUCGAGGAGCGUUUGGCGGUCGCCGAGGGUUUACAUGCUGAUGCGUCGAGGCAAGUGACGGAGAAGAGCCAGGAGGUCGAGAAGGUGCAUAGUACCUCCAAAGCUCUUGGAGACGAGGCCGACGACACGCGUAAGGAACUCGAGGACGUCGUAAAGGAGAAGAACGACUUGCGGAGGCGCGUCGUCGAGGCGGAGCAGGCGUCGCUCGAUUCGCGACGAGUGUUGGAAGCUCAAGUUCAAAAGCUCGAGGCCCAAUUGUCCCAAAGUGAAGCGCGCGUUUUGUCUCUCGAGAAAGAUGUGGCGGAGCAGGCCGUGGCGCGGCUCGAAGCGUUACCGGAGACGGCGGGCGCCGUCCAAGCUGCGCAUCAAGAUAGAUUGGCGGCCGCGGCAUUACGAGCGGAGGCGGCAGCCGACCGCGCGCUGGCCCAGCAGGCGCGGAGCGACGCCGCGGCGGCGCGUAGCGAUGCGGCACAGGACGCGCCCUCGCCCAAACUUUUGGAGCCGCGCGGCUACGACGUCGUCGAGGCGGCAGUAGCUCCAGAGAACGCGGCUUCCCGCGACGAUGCGAUUAUGCGAGCGGCUGCCCCGACGCUUGCCUUGGGCGCCGCGUGGGCGCAGACGGCGGGCCUUGCGCGCGCGGCCCGCGACGACCGAGCCGCCGCCGCGGCGCAGCGGGAGGCGGCGGACCGCGACCGCGCGGCCGCCGCGCGCGACCGUUCCGAAGCGGCGAAGGAGCUCGCUGCUGUUCGUUGCCGGCGUCCGAAUCACGGGUAUCGUGUGAACUGUGACGUCUACUCCACCUCCACGCCCUCGACGCGACCCAUUCUCACGACGCAGGCGCAAAUGGAACGAUCGGACGCGGCGGAGCGCGGGCGCCAGGACGCCCAGACUGCUCAAGACGACGUCCGGAAGCUCGCGAGGCGCAUCGUCGGCCGCGUCAUGCGACGGCAUCAACAACAUGCGCUGCGCAGCGUCUUCGACGCCCUGCGCCCGCAGAGAAUCGACGGCCGACGGUGGGCCGUGCUGGGCGUGGCGAUCGCGGAACAAGGUAGAAGAGGCCGGCGGGCGACGCUGCGGCGCGCCUGGCGGUCUCUCUUAAUAGAUAAGCCGCCGGAGAUCGAGGUCGCCGACCUGGCGGACCCUGAAGAAAGGAAGCGGCGCGUCGACGCCGCCGCGCGACGGGCGUCCAAGGCCGCAGAAGCGGCGGCGGCGGCGCGCGGCGACCUCGAAGGCCUGAACCGCGAGGAGCCGGACGCGUCGAAGGCCAUCGUCUUCCAGCGGUCGAAGGACGCGCCGGGCGGUGUCGUCGGCGUGGACGGCCAGGCGAUCUGCUCGGCGUUUCAGUUCGGUGGUUGUGCCCAUCAGUCGCAGACUGGGUUGGUGGUGCAUCAGAAGCCGGACGGCUCGACGCAGUGGCUUUGGCACGCUUGCGUUGCAUGUGCACGGGCGUCGGGCCAAUUGCGGACGCACGCCCGGUUCGGCGACAUCCGGUCCUGUCCCCUCUCGGCGGACGUCGCGGUUCCAUGUAAAACGAAGCCGCUCGGCGAGUCGAACAAGGACGUGCAGGACACGCUGUCGAAGCAUCGGGAGGACAUGAUCCGUAGGUAUGCGGGGGAACGGGACGACCUGAUGGCUGCGCUCGGCGCGGCGCUCACCAACCUCCAUUCGAUCGGCGCUUCCUACCCGCGAUGGAUCUGGGAGAGGUACGAGCGCCACAGGACAUCAGCUGGGGCUUGGACGUAUACGAGUAAGAGUGGGGUUUAGUAAA
Molecule: messenger RNA, 3138 nt
Organism: Pelagomonas calceolata
Lineage: Eukaryota; Pelagophyceae; Pelagomonadales; Pelagomonadaceae
Source: the annotation of a GenBank genome assembly